This is a messenger RNA of Plectropomus leopardus (leopard coralgrouper), 1392 nucleotides long. It is a transcript of the gene slc10a1, whose product is annotated as solute carrier family 10 member 1. Gene Ontology annotation, biological process: bile acid and bile salt transport. The record is from RefSeq and is a predicted model, not a curated record. Gene Ontology annotation, cellular component: membrane. Lineage: Eukaryota; Metazoa; Chordata; Actinopteri; Perciformes; Serranidae. Gene Ontology annotation, molecular function: bile acid:sodium symporter activity.
UGCUCAAACAUGGAAAGCACCCCGGACCAAACAGCUGAUCUGUUCUCUGCUCAGAAUCAAAGCUUCAUGUUCAACGUGACGGCUGCUAACAGCUCUGAUUACACACAUAUUAUGUCGCCGGAGAUAAACAAAACCAUCAACUUGCUUAUGAUAAUCGUCCUGCUCGUCACCAUGGUUUCACUAGGAUGCACUAUGGAGAUCUCCAAGAUCAAGAGUCACAUGGUGAAACCUAAGGGGGUGCUGAUAGCAGUGCUGGCUCAGUAUGGUGUCAUGCCUCUUACAGCCUUUUGCUUAGCCAAGGCGUUUCAGCUGACGGAAAUAACGGCUGUGGUGGUCCUGAUCUGCGGCUGCUGUCCUGGAGGAAGCCUCUCCAACCUACUGUCCCUGGCUCUGCAGGGAGACAUGAACCUCAGCAUCGUGAUGACGACUUGCUCCACGGUGCUGGCUUUCGGCAUGAUGCCCCUGCUGCUCUACCUCUACUGUCGGGGCUUCGACCUGCAGAACUCGGUGCCCUACGUCGAAAUCACGCUAUCACUGGUCAUGAUUCUUAUACCCUGCGGCACCGGCAUCCUCAUCAACCACUACAGGCCGCAGUACUCCAAAAUGAUCACAAAGGUCGGCCUCAUUUUCAUGAUGAUGGGCAUUGUGGCGAUCGGGAUCAUUGCCAGCAUCGGGAUCAGAGACACCCUCCUCACGGUGCUGGCUCCUCCACUCAUGGCCGUCGCCGCUCUCAUGCCCUUCAUAGGCUACGUCUUCGGAUACAUCAUCUCCUGGCUCUUCGGACUCAGCCAGCGGGAGCGGAGGACUGUUUCCAUGGAAACAGGCUGUCAGAACGCCCAGCUGUGCACCACCAUCCUGAAGCUGGCCUUUCCCCCGGCCCUGAUCGGCCCCCUGUUCCUCUUCCCCAUGGUGUACGUGCUGCUGCAGCUGAUGGAGGCGGGGGUGCUGAUCGUGCUGUUCAGGUGUCACCAGUGGUUCACACUCAAGCAGAAAGUGACGUACCAGCCAACUACCGCUGCUGAAGGAGGCCUGUGAGGGGACUGUGUGAGGAUGGAUCUCACUUUUUAUUUCCUAACACUGUAAUGUGGAUUACUGUGGAUCAAAGAGCCUCCAGCCUGGUGCAGUUCCCGAAACAAGCUCCAACCUAAACACAUGUCCACCUGCACAACAGCAGUUUUGAGCCACAUCAUUUUUGAGAAUAUUUAUGUCUAUCCUAAAUUGUAAAUUAACAACUUUGUCGAUGUUUUGUCAUAAAGCUCAGAUGAACACAGGUUAAUGAUUUAGUUAAAAUUGUUUUAUUAAGUCCACUGUCUUCCUACACCAUACAAACGUCCAUCAUAUUUUUCACUGAAAAUAAAAUCCUUACGUACAAAAAUGUUGCUUUUUUUUUUC